This is a messenger RNA of Neospora caninum, 3459 nucleotides long. RefSeq lists its product as hypothetical. Lineage: Eukaryota; Apicomplexa; Conoidasida; Eucoccidiorida; Sarcocystidae. Gene Ontology annotation, cellular component: extracellular region. The coding region runs from base 1 to 3459 and encodes 1152 amino acids. The record is from RefSeq and is a predicted model, not a curated record. Gene Ontology annotation, molecular function: protein binding. The transcript has 13 exons. Gene Ontology annotation, biological process: proteolysis.
AUGGGGCGGAUUGGAAAGCUUGCUGCUUGCCUCGCUCUUGCCGAGGCUGGCUGCAGGUGGCUCGGAGCCGGCCCCGGGCACGAGUUUGCCAUAUCGAUCACCGGAACGGAAGCCGCAACACCUCCUGCGAUCGAUGCGAAACUUGCAUGGUGUUACGAGCUAAACGUGGAUUUCAGAGGCCAUGACGUAGAGAAGGUUGAGGAUGCGGGCAUUGCCACUCCGAAUUUGUGCCAAGCUAUGUGUUCGGUUUCACGCUCCUGUUACUAUUGGACUUGGGUUCCCACCACUGGAAGCUGUUACCUUAAGGACAAGCUUGCCCCCAAGAAUAGAGUGCAAGAUGAAACCUCCAAGGGCAUGGUAUCGGGACCGAAAGUGUGCGGGCCGUCUCCGACGGUCUGCUUGGAAUACGGGGUUGACUACCUGGGGUACGAUAUUGAGAAGGUGGAGACGGGAGCCGUUCACUACGCGCAGGAAUGCCAGCGUCUCUGCAAAGAGAAAGAUGGUUGCUUUUUUUUCAGCUGGGUCUCCGAAACGCGAAACUGCUACCUUAAGGGUCCAGGUGCCCUGACUGGCCGCAGGCUCGACGCGACAACUGUCGGUAUCGUGUCUGGGCCCAAGCAGUGUGGCAGCACCAUCACACCGCUCCCUCCAAGCUCCGCGUGCUUUGAGAAUGAUUUCGACUACUUCGGGAACGACAUCGAGAGGAUCGAAAACGGCAGCAUUCAGAGCGCAGCCGCCUGUCAGCAGGCAUGCGCGCAGCUCAAGGGAUGCGCCUUUUUCACAUUCAGUACACAACGUAACUGGUGCUACUUGAAAUCUUACAAAGCACUCGGCGGACGUCGCGCAAGUAGUGUUACUGGCGACUUGGUCUCGGGCCCGGCCGACUGUUCUUACUUCCAGAAUUCAGACUCCUCCCUGGGUUGCUACGAACAGGACGUCGACCUGGUCGGCUCUACCUUGAAAGUUGUUAGCACUGGCAAGGUCACCUCGCCGAUGAUGUGCCAACAGCUGUGCGGCCUCUGGGGAAUGUGCAUGUAUUUCACAUGGUCAUCGGUCGACAAGAGCUGUGCCUUGAAGACUGCGACAGCAUUGCAUGGCUGGAGAAAGGAUGAUACGACGAAGGGACUUGUCUCAGGACCCAAAAAUUGCAGAGAACCACACGUUCCUUGCCAGGAAAUUGGCGUUUCUUACCCCGGUUACAACUUGAUGCGCAUCACCGACGGUCACGUCCGCAGUCCCGCAAUGUGCCAAAAACUCUGCGAGACAACGCCAGGUUGCCGUUAUUGGACGUGGCAGCAAACGGCCAACGUUUGCGAGCUGAAGAGCAGAGCGGCACUUGCUGGUCGCCUGCAGAACGCUGGAACAAGUCAGAUGAUAUCGGGCCCCAAAUUCUGCUCUGCAGUCAUUCCAGAGUGCUUCGAGGACAGCGUGGACUACACAGGAUACGACUUAGAAAAAGUUGAGACCGGAAAAAUUACCACCCCUGUGAUGUGCCAGACCUUAUGCCAGCAAAGGGAACUUUGCCGCUACUGGUCUUGGGUCAGCCCUACGAAAAACUGUUAUCUGAAAAGCCAGUUCGCACUUAUGGGACGACGCGAUGAUGCGUCAACGUCAGGCAUCGUCUCUGGGCCGCAGUACUGCGCGUCGUCGCCGACAGAAUGCCACGAGUACGGCUACGACUACUCGGGACACGACGUGACGAAGAUCGUUACUGGUUCGGUGAAGUCCCCGAAUACAUGCGAAACUUUGUGCGAGCAUGAGCCGGAUUGCUUCUACUGGACAUGGGAUAGACAGGCAAACAACUGUUACUUGAAAGAUCAAUACGCGCCGCAUGGCCGGAUCCAAAGUUCUCAGACCGUGUCCCUUAUUUCCGGCGGUCUCGGAUCGAGCAACACGUUCAAGAGUCGAUUCUCUGACGCCUGCGUCGAGGACGAGGUGGCCUAUGUCGGCUACGAUUUAGCUACAGCUGCCAGGGUUGUUGGAACGAGUCUGGGAAACGUUCGCGGAAAACAUAACGGCUCACUGGUCUGUCAGACAAUGUGCCAUGCAACAGACUCAUGCUUCUACUGGUCGUAUGACCAGGCCGCUAACCGCUGCUUUUUGAAGAACCAAUACGCGCUUCAGGGACGUUUGCGCGAUGAAUCGACCAAAAACUUUGUUUCUGGCAGCAGAGAUUGCGUACCCAAACCCUCACAGUGCCACGAAUUGGAUGUCGACUAUCGUGGAUACAACCUUAAGAAAAUCGAGACACAGCAGAUCCAGUCGUACCACGUAUGCCAGGAGAUUUGCCGAGUCACCGACGGCUGCCAUUUCUGGACGUGGUCUAGUCAAACGUUCAACUGCUACCUCAAAACUGAUCAGGCAAUCGGCGCUCGAGUCGAAGACCAGCUCAGCGUCGGGCUCGUGUCUGGGCCUAAGCGAUGCACCCCUGCAGGAGCCAGCUGCUGGGAAUACGGUGUGGAUUUCAAUGGUUACGACAUCAAGAAAAUCGAAGAUGGCUCGGUGGUUGCGGCUGCCCUCUGCCAAGGACUCUGCAAGCUGCAGCCGUUUUGUGAUUAUUGGACCUGGGUUGCCGAGACAAACAGCUGCUACCUAAAGAACAGCAACGCCCCGUUGGGUAGACGUCAGGACCUCUCUACAUCUGGAAUGGUUUCGGGACCUCGCGAAUGCCCUGCUAUGCAGCCUGAUUGCCGUGAAUUGAACAUCGACUACUACGGAAACGAUGUUUACAAAUAUGAAGACGGGGAUGUGACUACGGCAAACGAAUGCCAGUGGCUCUGCCAGAACAAGCCUGGCUGUUUCUUCUGGACAUACCUGGCAGAGCAGCGUUUCUGCUACCUGAAAAACUACACAGCCGCUGGAACACGGAUCCCUCACAGUGGUGCCAUUUCAGGCCCGAAAAACUGUUUGACUACUAUCACAGGAGAUAUCGGGGACUCAUCGACUGGCACUUGCUAUGAGACGGAUAUUCAGUACGUCGCACCAGCCCUCCCCCAGUCGGCAAGAGUCACAGGCCCCCAGGGUUGCCAGACACUAUGCCAGGCAGAGCCACUUUGCACCGUUUUCGAGUUUUACGUUCGAAGUGAACGGUGCAUCAUGAAGAAUAUUGGUCAAUCGUCAAUGCAGAAUCCCAUAUACAAGAAACGCGUUCCUGGAAUCAUCUCAGGUCCAAGGGAAUGCCCAACAUCCGUCACGACUGCUCCGCCCGUCUCAUCGGAUUGCUUUCACGUCGGUAUUGAGUAUGUUGGCCAUGAUCUAACACAGGAGAACAGCGUGCUGCCAGCAGCUACAUCGGCAGCAACCUGCCAGGCUUUCUGCGCGGCGGCGGCCAAUUGUGAAUACUGGACGUACAUGGCCUCCACCUCCGAAUGCAAGCUCAAGGACGAGCACGCAAUAGCCAAUAUCGCGAGCAAUGCGUAUGCUGUCUCAGGUCCGAAAACGUGCGCCACUGGUGCGUAG